GUUUCGUAGUGCUGCAUGAUAGGAUAAGUAGUCGGCUUUCCUGGAGCCGAGCGCGAGCGUCCGGCCCACACGGAACUCCACUUCCCGACCUGCCUUGCAGCUUAACCCGGAAGCGGGAGGCCGGUUCCGGUUGCAUCAGCGUGGGCUCGGAGGUGCGAUGAGACUGUUCGUGAGCGAGGGUUCCCCCGGGAGCCUGCCGGUGCUGGCUGCGGCCGCGAGGGCCCGGGGUCGGGCGGAGCUGCUCAUCAGCACCGUAGACCCCGAAGAGUGUGUGGUACCGUUCCUGACCCAGCCUAAGGUCCCAGCCUUGCAGCUGGAUAGCGGCAACUACCUCUUCUCUGCUGGUGCAAUCUGCCGAUAUUUUUUUCUGUUAUGUGGCUGGGAACAAGAUGAUCUUACCAACCAAUGGCUGGAAUGGGAGACAACAGAAUUGCAGCCAGUUCUGUCUGCUGCCCUACACUGUCUAGUGGUUCAAGGCAAGAAAGGAGAAGAUGUACUUGGCCCACUUCGGAAAGUCCUGACUCACAUUGAUCACAGCUUGAAUUGUCAAAACUGUCCUUUCCUGGCCGGGGACACAGAAUCUCUAGCUGACAUUGUUUUGUGGGGAGCUCUAUAUCCUUUACUGCAAGACCCAACUUAUCUCCCUGAGGAGUUGGGUGCCCUACAAAGCUGGUUCCAGACACUGAGUACCCAGGAGCCAUGUCAGCGAGCUGCAGAGACUGUGCUAAAACAGCAGGGUGUCCUGGCGCUGCGUCCCUACCUCCAGAAGCAACCACAGCCUCGGCCACAGCCCCUGCCUCCUGAGGAGAGAGCUGUCAGCAAUGAGCCCGAGGAAGAGGAGCUGGCUACCCUGUCUGAGGAGGACAUCGUCAUAGCUGUUGCUGCUUGGGAGAAGGGCCUGGAAAGCUUACCUCCACUGCAGCCCCAGCGGCAGCCAGUGUUGCCUGUGCCUGGAGAAAGGAAUGUGCUCAUCACGAGUGCCCUCCCUUAUGUCAACAAUGUCCCUCACCUUGGAAACAUCAUUGGCUGUGUACUCAGUGCUGAUGUCUUUGCAAGGUACUGUCGCCUUCGCCAGUGGAAUACCCUCUAUCUGUGUGGUACAGAUGAGUAUGGUACUGCGACAGAGACCAAGGCCAUGGAGGAGGGUCUAACCCCACAGGAAAUCUGUGACAAGUACCAUGCCAUCCAUGCUGACAUCUACCGCUGGUUCAACAUAUCGUUCGAUACUUUUGGUCGCACCACCACUCCUCAGCAGACCAAAAUCACCCAGGACAUCUUCCAGAGGUUGCUGUCACGGGGUUUUGUGCUGCAAGAUACUGUAGAGCAGCUUCGGUGUGAGCAGUGUGCGCGUUUCCUGGCUGACCGCUUUGUAGAGGGAGUGUGUCCCUUCUGUGGCUAUGAAGAGGCCCGAGGUGACCAGUGUGACAAGUGUGGCAAGCUCAUCAAUGCCAUUGAGCUCAAGAAACCCCAGUGCAAAGUCUGCCGCUCCUGCCCUGUGGUGAAGUCCUCGAAGCACCUGUUUCUAGACUUGCCUCAGUUGGAAAAGCGCCUGGAGGACUGGCUGGGGAAGACAUUGCCUGGCAGUGACUGGACAUCCAAUGCCAGGUUGAUUAUUCGUUCCUGGCUUCGAGAUGGCCUCAAGCCACGAUGCAUCACCAGAGACCUCAAGUGGGGAACUCCUGUGCCCUUGGAAGGUUUUGAGGACAAGGUAUUUUAUGUCUGGUUUGAUGCUACUAUUGGCUACCUGUCCAUCACAGCCAACUACACAGACCAAUGGGAGAGAUGGUGGAAGAAUCCAGAACAAGUGGACCUCUACCAGUUCAUGGCCAAAGACAAUGUUCCCUUCCAUGGCUUGGUCUUUCCUUGUUCAGCCCUAGGAGCUGAGGACAACUACACCUUAGUCAAGCACCUCAUUGCUACAGAAUACCUCAACUAUGAGGAUGGGAAAUUCUCUAAGAGCCGAGGGGUAGGAGUGUUUGGAGACAUGGCCCAGGGUACAGGGAUCCCUGCUGACAUCUGGCGCUUUUAUCUGCUAUACAUUCGGCCUGAGGGCCAGGACAGUGCCUUCUCCUGGACAGACUUGCUGAUUAAGAACAAUUCUGAGCUGCUCAACAAUCUGGGCAACUUCAUCAACAGAGCUGGCAUGUUUGUGUCUAAGUUUUUUGGUGGUUGUGUGCCUGAGAUGGUGCUAACCCAUGAUGACAGACGCCUGGUGGCCCAUGUCUCCUGGGAACUCCAACGCUAUCACCAUCUGUUGGAAAAGGUUCGGAUCCGAGAUGCCUUGCGUAGUAUCCUUACCAUAUCUCGCCAUGGCAACCAAUACAUUCAAGUGAAUGAGCCCUGGAAACGGAUUAAAGGCGGUGAGACUGACAGGCAGCGGGCGGGCACAGUGACAGGCAUGGCAGUGAACAUGGCUGCCUUGCUGUCUGUCAUGCUGCAGCCAUACAUGCCCACAGUCAGCUCCACCAUCCAGACCCAGCUGCAGCUCCCACUUGCAGCCUGCCGCAUCCUUGCCACAAGCUUCAUUUGUACCUUACCAGCAGGCCACCGAAUUGGCACAGUCAGUCCUUUGUUCCAAAAAUUGGAAAAUGACCAGAUUGAAAAUUUGAGGCAGCGCUUUGGAGGGGGCCAGCUAGAAGAGUCCUUGGAGUUAAAGGCUAAAGGAUCCCCCAAGCCAGCAGUUGUUGAGACAGUCACAACAGCAGGGUCACAGCACAUACAAACGCUGGUGGAUGAGGUAACCAAACAGGGCAACAUAGUCCGGGAACUGAAAGCACAGAAGGCAGAUAAGAACCAGGUUGCUGCGGAGGUGGCUAAACUCUUGGAUCUAAAGAAACAGUUGGCUUUGGCUGAGGGGAAACCCAUUGAAACUCCUAAAGGCAAGAAGAAAAAGUGAGAGGAUGUUCACACAAAGUCACUUUACUGGCUAUGGACAGUAAUAAAGAAUGUACAGUGUGUAUGUACAGG
Messenger RNA from Mastomys coucha (southern multimammate mouse), 2967 nucleotides. RefSeq names its product methionyl-tRNA synthetase 1 (gene Mars1). Gene Ontology annotation, biological process: methionyl-tRNA aminoacylation. Gene Ontology annotation, cellular component: aminoacyl-tRNA synthetase multienzyme complex; cytosol. Gene Ontology annotation, molecular function: ATP binding; methionine-tRNA ligase activity. The record is from RefSeq and is a predicted model, not a curated record. The transcript is spliced from 22 exons. The coding region runs from base 158 to 2896 and encodes 912 amino acids. Lineage: Eukaryota; Metazoa; Chordata; Mammalia; Rodentia; Muridae.